AUGGCUUUUCUUUGGUGCCAACCCUUGUCCCAUCAGAGUUACUGGAGCGAGUUUGACCUCAAAGGGCUCAAGAUCAAGGUCAAGUCGCCCAAGAAAGACGCCUUCCCGGGCGAGUCGGACCAGAUCCCCCCAUAUUUCUGGGCCAAGGGCUUCCGCAAUCGGGUUAGGAAACUCCUCGGCCGGAAGCCCAAGAAGCACUCUUUUGCCAUCCACAGUGGCUAUGCAGAGGCAAGAGCCUUGGUCGGAGAUGGCACUGUGCCGGAGCUGGCGAUGCUGUCGAACCAGGCCCGCGCGUUCGUCGCCGAGGUCUUUGGAGAUGUUGGAGAUGCGGCGGAAACCUCGUCCGUGGGCGACAAGCAGUCGUUGUCGUCUGUCGAAUCGGGCCCUAGAAUAGUCCAGCUUAAGCUAUCCGCCGAUCUGCAGAGCUGGAAAGAAUCCCAGCACGCGGCCGGCAACAUCCUGCCCCCAAAGGGCACCGGGCUCAGCCAGGCCUCGGCCGGAGCCCUUCAGAAGAUCGGAGCCGCGGGCUGGCCCGACGCCCUAAAGACAAACAACGCCCUCUUUGGCUGCGGCAUCGCCAGCCUGCUCAUGGGCGCUGCCGAUGCGCCCACCAUGUUUUCCAACUAUGUGACGGACAUGGUCUUUUACUAUGAGCACGGCUACAACUACGUCUUUCCGACGUUGGAACCGCUGCUGCAGAAAGGCCUAGAAGAUCCCCAUGCGCUACGCACGCCAGGGGGUCGCGAGCGGCGAGACGCCGUCUCGCUCGGCAAGCAGUACAUCCAGGGUAAGAUCGCGCUAGAGGAUCGCUUCAAGAAGAACUUGUCGUAUCGAUCCGCGCGACUCAAUCGCCGCACCGCCCAGAUCGUCUCCCUGUCAGAGAGCAGCUUGUUGGGCAUGGCAGCCGAGGCGAUCGCACGCGGCUGCGAUCCGGGGGCCGUCAUGGCCGAUCUGGUCUUCAGCUCGCCGGGAACCGACGUCGUCGACGUGGGGUGCGAUCUGGUCAAUUCCGAGGUCAUGAACUCGUUCCUCAACGUGACGGACAUUACCGAGACGGGCAUCGUCAGCGAGGAGGUGCUGCGCCGUAUCUAUGAUGCCUUCGCCGCAACCAGUGCCCGUAUGCUGACCCAGAGAUGGCAUGAGCCGGUGGCCAGAAUGUGCGCCGCUCUGUACACAUGGCAUAUCCAGAACGACCGCCACAUGUUCUUCCGUCGUGCCAUUCUGGGCUGGCCCAAGGCCCGCAAGACGCCGAAUCGACCUCAGUUCGAGGCCGACUUUGACGAGGUCUUUGACAAGCAGUACCGCACAACGGGCUUCAGCAGACCCCUCGAUGCCAAGCACACCUGCAAUGGCGAGGAUACCUGCGAUCACGUCCACCAGUUCUUCCGUCGCCACCAAGACAAGCCACUGCUGAAGGAUCUCUGGCGGUUCCUCGUCACCGAGCCUCUCGCGUACGUCAGAGGCGGCGUGGUCGAUGAGGCGCGCGAGUAUGAGUUCGCGGAGGGAUCGCGGCUGACGAUGGCUGAUCUGUUCUCUCGCGGCCAGGUGCUCGAGAUGGUCUGGAUCAUCGCGCAUGCGAAUCACCACGCCUGGCAGGUCAAUCACCUGUUUGAGGCCGCCAUGUUUGGCAGCAUUCUGGACGGAGGCAAGCUGAUUGGCAAGCUUGACAGGCAGGAAAAGCCUCUGGAUGAGAAGGACGUGCAGUGA
Messenger RNA from Trichoderma citrinoviride, 1707 nucleotides. RefSeq lists its product as hypothetical. The coding region runs from base 1 to 1707 and encodes 568 amino acids. The transcript has a single exon. The record is from RefSeq and is a predicted model, not a curated record. Lineage: Eukaryota; Fungi; Ascomycota; Sordariomycetes; Hypocreales; Hypocreaceae.